AUGUUAUUUGUAGAGCACGCCAGGAGAGUAGCGGAUGGUGCUAAAGCGGCAGCGGUGGCUCUUGGGAGGCUGAUGCCCAACGUCGGUGGCCCAUCGCAAUCGAAGCGUCAGCUAUUGAUGAGUGUGGUCCACAGCAGAUUGAUGUACGGCGCCCAGACCUGGGCGGAAUCUAUUGGGGAGGUCGAGAAACCGAAUAACCUACUGCUACAGGCGCAGAGAUGUGCAGCAAUCAAGGUAGCCAGGUGCUACCGUACUGUAUCUGACAUGGUCGCAAUACUUCUGGCGCGAAUGCCUCCAGCCCCCCUAUUGGCCAUCGAGAGAGCUAGGAGUGCCGAGCUGAGGAAAUCGAGCACACCACACACUAAGGCCAAGUUGAUGAGGGAACUGAUUCGCCAGUAG
Messenger RNA from Diuraphis noxia (Russian wheat aphid), 399 nucleotides. RefSeq lists its product as uncharacterized. The record is from RefSeq and is a predicted model, not a curated record. NCBI's taxonomy places the organism in Eukaryota, Metazoa, Arthropoda, Insecta, Hemiptera, Aphididae.